Messenger RNA from Cynoglossus semilaevis (tongue sole), 4028 nucleotides. It is a transcript of the gene sox4a, whose product is annotated as SRY-box transcription factor 4a. Lineage: Eukaryota; Metazoa; Chordata; Actinopteri; Pleuronectiformes; Cynoglossidae. Gene Ontology annotation, biological process: neuron differentiation; camera-type eye morphogenesis; positive regulation of transcription by RNA polymerase II. The transcript has a single exon. Gene Ontology annotation, cellular component: nucleus. The coding region runs from base 693 to 1817 and encodes 374 amino acids. The record is from RefSeq and is a predicted model, not a curated record. Gene Ontology annotation, molecular function: RNA polymerase II cis-regulatory region sequence-specific DNA binding; DNA-binding transcription activator activity, RNA polymerase II-specific.
UAGAGGUAGAGGGAGAGAGGGAGAGAGAGGGAGGGUAUGAGUCCGUCUUUCUUCCAGUGGAGUCUGACAGGAAUGAGGUCAGACACACUGAUCCUGGUUGCACAUUAUUAUUAUUGUUAUUGCCAGUUUUAUAUUCAGCCAAUGGGAGCCGAGGGGCGGGGCUUGCGCGAAAAAUCAGGAUGGAGACAGCCGCUUAUUGGGUUUUAUAUCUCGCAACGGGGCUAUAUAAGAGCUAGGCUCUCCUUGUUGUGUUUACAGUCACAUUACAGAGUACUAAGACCGGGGAGACUAUGAGAAAGCACAGCUGCUCCAUUCAACCACAUGGUUCCUCAACCGCACGGCACAGCAGCGUCGCAGACAGCCAGCUCCACAUAGGGGACUUGAACCACUGCUUCCCGCAGCGGCGCGUUUCCAGUCUAACAGGUCGAGUUUUCAGCCGCACCGGCAGUUGAGACCCGGAGUGGGUUUUUUUCGCGGUUUUCCGGGGGAAGCGCACUGAUAUUAAUUGCGAGACAAAAGUGUCUCCAGGACGGAGCAGUAGAGAGACAGACUUCAGUGAACUUUUUUGUUUUCUCUCUUCCUUCCCUGUCCUGUUUCUGACACAAGUGAGGAGUUCAUCUGUUUGUUUGGUUUUUUUUAUUUUAUAAAAAACUUUAACCAGCACUGAGUGUUUCUGGACACCCGGAGGAAGGAUGGUGCAACACAUGAGCCAGACAGAGACCGCCCACGCUCACUCUCCCGGCGGGGACUCCACGGACUCCAUGGACCUGGAGAUGGAUGCAUCUCCGACCCCCGAGUCCCCCUCCUCUGGGGGGCGCAGUGACCUGGCGUGGUGCAAAACUCCGACGGGCCACAUCAAGAGACCCAUGAAUGCGUUCAUGGUGUGGUCGCAGAUCGAAAGGCGUAAGAUUAUGGAGCAGUCGCCGGACAUGCACAACGCGGAGAUCUCCAAGAGGCUGGGGAAGCGCUGGAAGCUGCUCAAAGACACAGACAAAAUCCCGUUCAUCCGUGAAGCCGAGCGGCUCAGGCUCAAACACAUGGCCGACUACCCAGACUACAAGUACCGGCCCAGGAAGAAGGUCAAGUCGGCGAGUGUGGCGAGUAAGCAGACGGACCGCGGGGAGCGCGGCAGCAGCAGCAGCAGCGGCGGCGCUAAAGCCGGUGUGAAGAAGAGCCCUGCGUCCAGGGGAGUUAGCAGGACGCACAGGCAGGGGGGCAACAAGAGCGCUCAGGGGCAGGACUACGCGUCUUCUGGCGACCACCAAUCGCUCUUCAAAUCCAGGUCAGUGUCUGGAGCCAGACAGAUACCGGAGAAGCGCGCGGGAGGGGAGGCGAGGCGCGGCCACAUGUUCGGCGGGGCAGGCAGUCUGGAGAGCGGACCUCCCUCCGUAGGUGUCCCGGCCAGUCCCACCCUGAGUAGCUCGGCAGAGUCAAGCGACCCGCUCAGCCUGUACGAGGAGCAGAGCCCCGCGGGCAGCGAGUCCUCCACGCACACCGCCCGCCUCAGGUACACCCGCGCCUCCUCCCCGACGCCGUCUGCGUCGCACUCUUCCUCGUCUGUCUCAUCCUCAUCAUCAGACGAAGAGUUUGAGGACGAGCGACUCGACCUGAACCCGAGUCCCGGCUUCGAGGGCAUGUCACUGGGGGGCAUGGGCUUUUCUGACACGGAGCUGGACCGGGACUUGGACUGGAGCUUCGGGGAGUGCGGGGCGGGAUCUCACUUCGACUUUUCCGACUACUGCACGCCGGAGGUUAGCGAGAUGAUCUCAGGAGACUGGCUGGAGUCCACGAUCUCCAACCUGGUGUUCACCUACUGAGAAGGACGCACGCUGGAUAGGGAACUGCUAUGUCCCUCCCACGUUUUGUACUGUUCAACCCCACCCACCCUCAGACAGGCGUGUGUGAGUGCAGACCUGACUAUUUCUGCUAGUCUUUCACUGAACCGGAGAGGGUGAAGACGGGAAGGGCAGAGGUCGUCGGUGCUCCUGGCGGGGGACGCACAAUCUCGAGAGAUGCUCGGUCGGCAUCUGAACACAGAAUGUGAGUGAAUGUAAGCAGAGAGCAACAGAAGGACACGGACUUCAGCUCAGCUGUUCACACUGAUCCUACAGGACGGAUGAGGAUCUUUUUUUGGGAAUCUCGAGGUGAUUUCGGGUCGGGGAUAAUGGACACAUACUGGAAAAAAAAAACGCUCUCCAUGUUCGGUUUUUUUUUUUUUUUUUAAAGGUAUAACCUGUUCGCAUCGACCAUCAAGUUGCCAUUCAGGUGCGGUUCCGAUAUCAGCACGCAUGAGCUCCGAGAUAAGGAGUUUUAUUGUUGUCGUGGUUAGAUGCGUGAAACAUUUUUUUUUUUUGUCAUUGACGCGUAACGACGCAUUUUGUGUGACUAAUUCACUAUCACCAGCUUCUCUCUCUCUCUCAACGGCAGGACUUUACCCCAAACUCCCCCCCUCCCAAAAAAAAAAAAAAUACUGACUCAAGCCUUUCAGAAAACCACGUUCUGAACCUUUAUUAACACUCAGUGCACAAUUCAGGACCAACAUGACCCCCCCCUCUCUCCCCCCCACGCGAAUCCCCUUCUGCCUAGUGCUUCAAACUUUGUAGUUUCUCUGUGUCAGAUGACGGUUUUUUUUAUAUUGAUGUAUUUAUACCGGCCAAAACCUUUUUUUAUACAUAGAAGAGUUGUUCUCCUAACAGGUCUCAUUUGUGUUUGUGCACAUACACCUGUCUGUAAACCUGCGCGGAAGGGCUAGAAGUGUGUCUUAUUUAAAAAAAAAAAAAAAAUAGAAAAAAAAGAAUAAUAAUAAUGUCAGACUCCAUUCACUUUUCAAGAAGAUUCGUGUGUGUGUGUCAUGAUUUUCUACUUGUAUUUUUGUACAAAAAUCUAUAGACAAGAGGGGAGUUGGGGAGGGGGCGUUUCCGGCAAGUGGGUAGCCUACAACGUUGUUGUUUGGAUCUACACUGGUGUUUAGAUGUGCAUGGGUGGGUGGGAGUCAGGGAGGGAUGGGGUGAGGGGGUGAGGGGGCGGGGACGCGGCUCGUGUGGCACAAUCUGACCUCACAGUGUUUACAGUAUUUUACCCACAUGCUUCUUAACGGCACAGUGACUCCACUUUCACCAGCCAAGUAAACAAAGCACCGCAGAGACUGGUGCCUGUUUCCAGUACACAUUGACCUACAAGGAAAUCCAACAAGUCCAACAUCCAAGAAGAAUCACUGUUUGGAUAGAGCUAAUACCUCUGUGUGCUUCUUGUUUUUUUACUUUUUUUUUUUAUAAAUUAAAACGAAUUUUAUUCAUACCGUUGGGUAGGAUUUCAAUUCAUUCCACUUUGCCUAGACUUUAAAGGGAGGGCGAUGUAUGAAGUGCUUCAUCUGUAAUUGCGCAAAUUGCAUCAAAAACAAACGUCAAAAAAAAAAAAAAAAGUAUUUAACCUUUCUGUACCUGUUGACUAAGUAUAGCAGGCUAAUUGUUUUCCUAUAUUAUGGCAUGGCAAAUAGCAUUUGUAUUUCAGAUUCAGGUAUAUGUAGCUAUAGCUGUUGUGUUUAAGAUUUUUUAAAAGAAUAAUAACAUGAAGAUAUUUAUGUAAACUGACUGUACCAUAGGCAAAGAUUGUGUGUUUUAUAUAUGACGAUGACGACGACGACGAUGAUGAUGAUGAUGAUGAUCAACGACAGGCACUAGGACAGCUCUCUUUGGACAGGUCAAAGAUGACGGAGGUCCAUGGAGUUUAUUUUAUUUGAUGAUAUUUUCUAUUUGUUUUCUAUUUUUUGAAAAACGCCUAAGGCAUCUCCGGUAACAACACUAUUCCCUUGUUUUUUUUUUUUUUUUUUUUUUUUUUCAUUUGUGCAAUAUGCUGUGUUAUGACCACGUUUCGUCCAAUCAUGCCAAUAUCAUUUGAUGUUUCUUAUCAAAAAAACCAGCCAACAUUUAGGUCAAUCACUGCCUCUCAUACCUCUGUACAGAUUGUGGUUUUUAUUUCAAUUGUUUUUUAUUUCUUCUGAGAAGGAAAUAAAAUCAGCUGGAACUGAA